Messenger RNA from Saccostrea cuccullata (small rock oyster), 1219 nucleotides. RefSeq names its product tripartite motif-containing protein 12A-like. The record is from RefSeq and is a predicted model, not a curated record. Gene Ontology annotation, biological process: protein monoubiquitination. The coding region runs from base 284 to 1048 and encodes 254 amino acids. The transcript is spliced from 2 exons. Gene Ontology annotation, molecular function: zinc ion binding; ubiquitin protein ligase activity. NCBI's taxonomy places the organism in Eukaryota, Metazoa, Mollusca, Bivalvia, Ostreida, Ostreidae.
CUCUGUUCCAGUUUGAUAAUAAGGGUGAAGUUGCAUCCUUUUGACAUUGUAUAGAUAAACAAAAGAGAAAAUAUAUUUACCUUAUAAUCAAACUAUAAAAGCCACAAAAACACUUCAAUCGUGAGGUUUAAAUUGCGCAUACUUGUUGAUAACGUUACCAGUAUGCUAGUCAAGCAACAAGUAUGUGGCGAUAUCGAAAGUAGACAUACUUCAACAUCAAUAUUUAAGAAAAACAAAAAUAAUGUACUACAAUCGUAUUAACAAAGCAAGAAUUUGAAGGUCCAUGAUGGACAAACAAAUUUCUGAAAACAGGACACCUUGUAAAGUGUGUAAUUUGUCUGACUUAGAUCAUAUGUACUGCGGAACGUGUCAAACUAAGUUAUGUUGGAGCGGUGUGAACGAUCACUGCGCAAAUGACGUUCCUGAUGGACAUUAUAUCGUCCCGUUUGUAGAUCGAACAAGGUACCCCAAGUAUCAAAAAUGCAAACUCCAUUGCGACGAGAAAUGUGAAUUGUUCUGUGAACCUUGUCGUGACUCUAUCUGUUUGACCUGCAAUUUGUCACAAGAGCACAAAGGUCACAAGAUUGAGAAGGUUCUUCCUCUCUUCCAGUCCCAAACAACCUCCAUAAUGGAGGAUAAGGACGAAGUCCAAAAUUCUUUGAUUCCACAAUGUAAUGCGUUUGUGACUGAAAUAGAAAAAGAGAUAUCCAAUUUAGAGGGUGACUAUGAGAAGGUUAUGAAUUCCAUCGCAAAACAAGAAGAAGAGUGGAUUUGUGCAAUCAAACAUGUAACAACAGAAUACAAAACCAAUGUAACAAAGAACAGAACAAAACAUGAAACAAUUCUCAAUGAAAUAAAGCAGGACACAGAAAACUUGAUUAAACAAGCCGAAGAAGCAACAGAGAACAUCACAGAGAUACUAACUGCAAAUGAUGUAACCAUGUCAAUGGAUUACAAAUCUAGAAAUCUGGAACUCUCGGAUUCUCUGAAGAAAUCGAAAUCCAUCGACUUUACCGAGAUGAGGAGGAGCUAUCUUCCAACAUUUUGACCGAGAUUGCUACACAGAGAGGAAGGAUUUGACUUAUUUGGUUCCCUAUCGACUUACCGACAACGAGAAGCAUUGGUUGAAAAAACAGAGAAUGUGGCACAGGUGGCCACAUCACGACAAUUCAAUGUCAUCAAUCAAGACAUCAAAAGAGAAUCAAAAGAAACAGAGACG